This is a messenger RNA of Peromyscus leucopus (white-footed mouse), 5097 nucleotides long. Its product is annotated as chromosome 16_21 C6orf132 homolog. NCBI's taxonomy places the organism in Eukaryota, Metazoa, Chordata, Mammalia, Rodentia, Cricetidae. The transcript has 5 exons. The record is from RefSeq and is a predicted model, not a curated record. The coding region runs from base 24 to 3779 and encodes 1251 amino acids.
GGGACAGAGAGGCCUGCAGCAGCAUGAAAAAGAACCAGACGAUGCAGGGGACCUUCAGCAAACUCUUUGGGAAGAAGCAUGCCAACCCUGCCACCACGUCCCUCUACGCCACCAACCCACCCUGGAUUUUCACCCAAGAGGCCCAGGAGGAGGGGACCAGGGACUUUGAUGGCAUCUAUUAUGGAGACAGUAGAUUCGACACUGUGAGCGAAUCCGGAACAGCCACGCUGAAAGCCCGGCCCAGAGUCCGGCCCCUGCUGACCUUCCUUCCCCUGAACGCCCAGGAGAACCACGGGCUGGCUGUGCCCACACCCUCGGUCCCAGAGGACUUCGCAGGCAAAGAAGUAGGAGGUACCAGCUCACUGGUGAACGGCAACCUCCGGCUGUACAGCUCUGUGGGCGACCUGAGGCCUGUACACUAUGACCUCGACUCGUCCAUCCCCCCACCUCCCCCAGGCCCAGCCCCAGGGCCACCCCAGGACACUUCGCAGCCUCCAGGGGAGUCCCCUCCACCACCACCUCCGUCUGUCCCUCCUCCUCCCCCUCCCCUGCUGGCGGAGCCCCCACCCCCACCCAGCACGGCCCCACCCCCACCCCCAGUACUGGACACUUUAUCUCCCUCGGCUGCCCUCUCCCCGCCAUCGACACCUACCCCUCCAGACUUCAUCCCCCCCGCCCCACCCUCAGCUUUCCUGAGCCCCCCUCCGCCUUCUUUGCCAGCCCCAGGACCCCCAACUCCAGUCUCCCCUCAUGCAACUGGAACACGGAUUAUCAAGUGGAAAUCAGAAGUAGCACUCAAUGGCAGGCAGCCAGAAGACCCCAGGACCAGCCCCCCCAAAAGCCCCGCUGAACUGAAGGGGAGCCACCUAGGGCCCAGCCCCGAAUCCCACCUCACCUUCCCCAGGUCAUUCAAGGUGCCUCCCCCAACUCCAGUCAGGACCUCGUCUAUCCCGGUUCAGGAAGCACCAGAAGAGGAGGAAGCCAGCCAGAAGGCCUCGGCACACUUCCCCCUGCCUCCCAGCUUCAACAUCCGCCCUGCAUCUCAAGUUUAUCCAGACAGGGCCCCAGAGCCAGAGCAUCCCAGAGAGCCCAGGCUUGAGACAUCAGGCAGCCCCAGGCUCAGGCAGUCUGAACCCCAGACAAAUGGACAAGCUGGAGUUCCACCUCCAGCCCCUCCCCUGCCCCCAGCUGCUCCCCCACUCCCUCCACCUGCCCCUCCCCUGCCCCCAGCUGCUCCCCCACUCCCUCCACCAGCACCCUCUCUUCCCCCAGCUGCUCCCCCUUUGCCUUCUACUGAGCAGGCAGCCCCCCCAUCUUCUGGACUUAUGAAGACCCCCAAAUCCAGCUCACCUACUCUCCACCCCAAAUCCAACCCCCCCACUCUGGAGGACACAGACUCAUCAGAACCAGUGGACUGGAGAGACCCCCGGCAGAUGGAAAAACUUCGAAGUGAGUUGGCAGCCUAUCUCUGUGGGUCCAGGAGAGAGGAUCGGUCACUCGGCCACAGGCCGGUCCCUCCAGUGGCCUUGAAGGACAAGGAGAGCAAGAAGGGGCCCAGCCUAUCAGAGGAGGCGGCUCCUCCGAGCCUGCCCGAGAAGACACACCCAUGUGGUCCUGUGAAGAGCCCCUCCAGCAGCAGCAGCCUGCCAGAGAGAGAAGCCACCAGCAGCCUGCCCCUACCCCCUGUGGACUACAUCCCCCAGGGUGCCCCAGCCCCCCCUGUGGACUACAUCCCCCAGGGUGCCCCAGCCCCCCCUGUGGACUACAUCCCCCAGGGUGCCCCAGCCCCCCCUGUGGACUACAUCCCCCAGGGUAGCCCAGCCCCCAGUGUCAGGCAGAUCCGGAACGAGCUGGAGGCCCGCUUUGCCUCCUCCGCGGAGAAAGAGGCCAAGCCCGGCAGAGCAUCUCUGCCGCCCAAACCCCGGCUGGAAGGGGGGAGGAUCUUUGAAAACGGCACUGUGAGUGGCAGACUCCAAAAGCCUGUCACCAAGAAUCCACCCCAGCUGGCGGCCACCCCUCUGCCUGCCACGCCACUCCAGUCCAAGAUUCCACCUGGGCCAGCAGCCCCACCCAAGGCCACACCUGGGCCAGCCACACCAUUCAAGCCUGCACCCGGGCAGGCCACACUGCCUAAGACCACACCUGGGCCCGCCUUGCCACUCAAGCCUACGCCUGAGCAGACCACAUCACCCAAGGACCCACCAGGGCAGGCCACAGCACCCAAGGACCCACCAGGGCAGGCCACACCACCCAAGGACCCACCAGGGCAGGCCACACCACCCAAGGACACACCUGAGCUGUCCGUCACAUCAUCUCAGCUGAUUGCCAAGAAGGACCUUGUCCCAGUGAGGCAGAGAGAAAAGCCAGAAUCUCAAGAAAAUGGAGUGGCCACCCAACUGUCCACAAAUGGAGCGCUCUCACCUCCAGCCCUCCCACCAAAGAUGUCCACUGGUGGAGAGGAGGUACCAUUUCUCUACAGAACCCAUCGCAGCCAGAACAGCCACAGCCGAGGGGUUGCUGUGGUAAUUCCCACUCGGGCCAGAGGGGAGGCCACAGGCUCCGGGGGACAAGCGGACGAAAAGGAGCCGGAAAGCCAUCCAGCCAAACCUCUUACCCCAGUCCAGCCUGACGACCAACUCCUCAGACACCCGGUGACCGGGGAGGUGGUGGAGCGGGGCUCCCCAAUGGCCCUGCUCCUCGCAGCCAGACAGAGGGCACAGAAGACCAGGCCUGGAGGGCCUGCCAUGGGACUGGGUCGGUCCUCUCUGCCAGGGAGUCUCCGUGACCAUAGCAACCAAACAGAGACCAGCUCUGACAGCAUCUUUUACAGAGGUAGCCGGCCCAACUCCUUCCUCGUGGUCCCUAAGGUACCCAGCGAGACAGAGGGCUCCCACCUGACCUCAGCACGGCCCGCUGGACCCGGCCAGUGGAAGCCCCAGCAGGGGCGAGACACACAGGGCCCAGAGCCAACCCAUAGGCAUGGGUGGACCAAGGCGGAGUCCCCGACCGCUGUGGCCCGGGAAAGACCCGCUCCCUCAGGCUUGCCCCCGAGCCGCGCCCUCCCCAAAUCCUUCUCUUCUCCGCCCUCUCCUUCCUACAAGAGGGAAGAGGAAGAAGAGGAGUUCAGCUUUGAUAUCAUUCCGCCGCCGCCAGAGUUCAGCAAUGACCCUGAGCCCCCCGCCGCCCCCGGGCUGCAGCAUCAGGGCCGUCGCGGGUCCCCACCCAGGAGCCACUUCUCGGACCUGGGGCAGCCCCUGGACGCGGGCCCCGGGGCCCAUCCGGCUCGCGGCUUCUCGCGCUUUCCCGGCGGCGCCCAGUACCCCGGGCUCGGGGGCCUGGAUCGCUUCUCCGGCAGCGGACGCUCGCUCAUCAAGAAACGCCUGUACGUCGGGGAGCCCCACCGCAACCCCGGGACGCCCCGCGGCGCCACUGGCCGCAGCCUGAGCUCCCCUAACUGCUUCGGGCCGCAGCCCGGAGGCCCCGAGAUGCGACGGGUCAACUCGGCGGGCCGCGGGGCCCCCGGAGGCCUGCACGCGCGGAGGCUGUCGCUGGAGGGCGCCCGAGGCGCCGCCGAGGUCAAGUACAAGGCGCCCGGCGGCGGAGCCGGUGGCGGCGGCGGCAAAGCCGGCGACUAUGGCUUCGUCCCAGCCAAAGGCAGCAGGUCUCCCCACGGCACCACCCACUACGGAAGUCCCAUCAAUACGUUCACCGUGAGGCCAGGGACGCGCCAUCCCAUCUCCUACGCCUACCCUGGAACCCAUCGGAAAGCCACCUCCUGAGCUGUGGGUCACUCGGCUGACUUCUAGGGGUUGGAUUCGGGCAGUUGUUUUGUGGGGGGUGGGAGGUCGCACCAGGUAUUAUAGGUCCCGGCUCACACCACUGAGAGCCUUUGCUCCGGAGGACAGAGACAGACAGGCCGAUGUGUGAGCGGCAGAGGCCUGCGGAAGAUGGACAUCGAAAGGACCGAGGGACAGCUUGGCUAUGUUCUGUUGGCGGAUAGGGGUGGGAGGGAGGAGGAGGAGCUUUCUGGGCUCAUGGCUUGUUUCUGCUAUCUGGUACUGUCCGCUUUAGCAAGGUUCACUGAAACCAGUUUACACGCGGGUUCUAAAAGAAGGGCUGGGCCUCAGGGCUGAAUUGAAACCCAUGGGGGUGACAGUUUGCCUGUCAGAACCUCACAAUGUGAGGCUCUCAUUAACACCUGCCUGCCUCUCCCCCGCAACAGGUAGUAGCUAGCUGGUCUUCUUAGGCACUUGGAAAUGAGAUCAAGACUGCUUGCAUAGCACAGAGCGGUCUCUGCAACAGUGCCUUAUGGACUGGCCAGGGCAAGGCUAGGUUCCUUCUCCUUGGCCUUGGCUCUUACCCGUGAGAAGGCCUUGAGAGAGCUUGGGAUGGGACGUGCUUUUCCAUCCAGGCCCUGGUUCAGUCCUACUCAGGGGGUUGGGCCAAGGAACCACGAGGUCCGGGAAAUGUGCUGCCAACAUGGAGAUGGGUCCUGGAAAGUCAAGGGUAGUGUGCUGAGGCCAGUUCAGAGCAAGGGAGACCAUUUGUCCGCUGCCUGGGCAGUCCAGGCUUCUCUAGUGAAUUGGAAUAUAUAUAUAUAUAUAUAUAUAUAUAUAUAUAUAUAUAUAUAUAUAUGUCCUGGUUUGUGUGUUAUGUCAAAUCCAUCAGGAACAAUAAUUGUUCAGGUGAAGACUGACUGGAUUCCUGGGACCAGGUCAAGGUAGAAGAGAAAGGAAGGGCAGAGGAGUGGCCCAUCGCAUAUGAACAGCGGGCAGACGUGAGGAAGCUCCCCGAGGGAGCGGGAUGUUGGGCCUCUGUGAUCUGUGGUACUAACUGAAGUACUAGGUGGUUGGGACAGGAGAUGAACCACCCAGGUGGCUCAGACAGAUUCUCUGUGUUCAUGAAGCCACGCCCAUCAACAGCUCUGGCCUGUAACUGUUCCCCUAAGCCGAGUUUUAGGAAAGAGUUUGCUAAUUCAACUGCAGCGUCGAGGCUUGAGGAGCGGGGUGUGGCCUCUUAGCUAUGGCUGCUCCGGGGCGGGUGACGAGGGGCUUGGUCUCACUUGGCAUGGCAAAUAAACAUCCAGUUUGGACUGGC